Messenger RNA from Hansenula anomala, 1872 nucleotides. RefSeq names its product Cos111p (gene COS111). Gene Ontology annotation, molecular function: protein binding. Bases 1 to 1872 code for a protein of 623 amino acids. Lineage: Eukaryota; Fungi; Ascomycota; Saccharomycetes; Phaffomycetales; Wickerhamomycetaceae. The transcript has a single exon. The record is from RefSeq and is a predicted model, not a curated record.
AUGGCUCAAACUCAAGUAUCCACCACUGUCAAGACCCCCUUUUCAAAGCCUUACAAAGACAUCUACAUUGUCAACUCGAACUACAACCAAUAUGGUCAUUCGGUGUUACCAACCCAUUCAAAAUCCAUCUUAUCAAACUAUCCUUCCCAGUAUUCUCAACAUUCAAGAUACUCUUAUCACGCCAGGUCGAAAGAGAGUCUGAUUUCAUCUGCUACACCAAUACCAGUGAAUAGUUAUGCGGAAGAUAACCAUGGUGAUGCCGAAGAUGAUGAGGAAAAUGAUAUCGUUCAAUUGAAUUCAAAUUAUGUUCAGCAUCAAGCUGGUAACACUGUUGCUUCAAGCUCCGGCUCAAUAAAGAAAUCCAAAUUCAGUUAUAGGUCUCUUAUCUCCCCUGAUAACAAAGUUAAAAGGUUUCUGAAUAGACUAGAUGCUGAUUCUUUUAGUAUUUUUUCAUUGAAAUCCUCAAGUCAUAACUUCCAAUUAGCAACUAUUAAAGAUUUACCAUUGGAAAUUUUGAAACUUGUUCUUUCCUAUGUUGAUGAUUAUAAAACUUUAGUUCGUUGUCUUUAUGUCAAUAAGCAAUUUUACAAAUCUUCAAAAUUCAUUGUUUAUGAAUCUCCAUUUUUAACUUCAACUUAUAGAGUCGCUCAAUUGAUUACCACGUUACGUCAACAUCCUGAGAAUGGUGAAUUGAUUAAAAAUUUGAACUUGUCAAGAUUAGAACCUGGUACUUUACAAUCAAUUGAGGAUGAUCAACCAUCACCUUUGGAUAAUGAUACUGAUUCAGUAAAUACUGAAAAUGAAGAUUCAUUUCCUAAUAAUCUGGAGUAUGCUCAUGCUUCUUGGAGAGAUUGGAAAUAUAGAGGUGAUCCAUUAUAUGGUUCUUCAAUGUUGAAUUCUUACAACUUAUCAAAAUCAAAAUCUUCAACUAGUGUCAAUUCAUUAUCAACAGUUUCUUCAAUUAAAGUGAGAUUCUUGAAACAAAUUAAAUCAAAUGCAGAAUCGUUUAAUGAAGAUUUCAAUACAAAGUUUAAGAAUUUUGGUUCAAAAUUAGUGUUGAAGUUUCAAAAAUCUAAACAUGUUGCUGCAAAAAAGAAAAAUUUAGAUCAUCAAGAGCCAAACAAAUUGAAGAGAAAAUUAGGUGAUACCACCAUCAACAAUGAUCAAAAUGGACUGAUGAAGACAAACUCUAUAAAACAAGUCAAGAUUAAUUUCCAAGAUCCAAAAAAUCAACCAUUUGUUGAAGGACAUCCAUAUACCAAUAAGUUUUUGUUGAAAUAUUCAAGUUCCAAAGAUUUACCAAUUGGAUAUGUUUUAUACUUUUUAGAUCUUUGUCCAAAUUUAUCAAAAUUGAAUCUUUCCAAAAUUUCAUUAUCAACUGAUUUUAAAAUUGUUUAUGAAACUCCUCAAUUUAGAAUCCCAUCAUUAGUGGAAAAUGUUUUACCUUUCAAUGAUGAUUCAACAAAUAUUGAUGGAUCUAGUGAAAAAAAACUAUUACCAUUAUAUCUCUCAGAUGCAAAUGUUUAUUUCAACGGUAAAACAUUCCAAAAUCAAUUCAUCAAAUUAUAUGAAUCUGAUAUAAUUUUGAAAUUAUCACAAUUAUCAAAAUUAACAGAAUUGAAUUUAAGUUCAAUUUCAUGGUUAAAUUUCAAAAUAUUAAGAAUCUUCAGAAAAAACUCAAAUUCUUUGAACAAUCAAUCAUCAAAUUUAAAAUCAAUAAAUUUAUCAAAUUCUGGAAUGAUUAGAGGUUUGAAUUGGGCUUUUGAAUUUAAUGACAUUGAAGAUUUUAAAACUUAUUUUGCAAAUGAUGUUGAGCCUGAAUUGAAAGAUGAAAGAUCCAAUAUUAUGAGAAAUGUUGGUAUGAAUUAUUAA